Molecule: messenger RNA, 1206 nt
Organism: Capsella rubella
Lineage: Eukaryota; Viridiplantae; Streptophyta; Magnoliopsida; Brassicales; Brassicaceae
Product: F-box/kelch-repeat protein At5g49000
Exons: 1
Coding region: 1-1206 (401 amino acids)
Molecular function (GO): protein binding
Source: RefSeq, a predicted model, not a curated record
AUGGAAAUCAAUUCAGUUGUUGAACAACCAAUGAAAGGAAGAAGUGCGAUUCAGGGAUUGAAACCAUGGCACAAUAAAAGGACGAAGAAGAAGAAGAAGAAGAAGGACGUUUGUGGGUUAGAGUGGUUGCCAGAUGCCGUGGUUGUGAGCUUCCUGGCUCAGGUGUCGAGAUUGGACCUCGCGGCUUUGGCUAUCGCCUCCAAGAGUCACAGGUCUCUGGUGGUUUCCUCUGAGCUCCAGGACUUGAGAUGGCAGAUGAGUUGCGCGGAGCAAUAUCUCUACGUAUGCUUGCGCAUCUUUCCAGAACCAAGCGCACGCUGGUUCAUCUUCCAACCCAUGCAACGUACGCUGAAACCACUCCCUAUGGACUUGGAUCAUCAUGGUCCGAAACCAGCCUCCUCUUUCGUGCGGGUGUGUCAUUCGAUUUAUGUUAUUGGUGGACUCGUAGACGGCAACCCCACUUCGGAAGUCUCGUUUUUCAAUUGUUUCCAGCACAAAUGGUACCUUGCGCCGCCAAUGAAGAUGGCUCGUGCUUGCCCAUCUGUAAGCAUGAUGAUGACAGACUCAGGCUGCAAGAUAUAUGUGUUUGGAGGGUGCGGGGUUGAUUUCGCUGAUUCCUCAACCUGGGCAGAGGUGUUUGAUGUCUCCACCCAAACAUGGGAUUUCUUGCCUGUCGCUACGCCCCAGAUGCCCCUUAGUAUCCGACAUAGUGUGGUGAUGGUAGAAGAGGAGGAGGUUUAUGUAGUGGAUGAGUAUGGUUAUAACUUCUCCUUCUCACCAAGUAAAUGUAUGUUUGUGGCAAGGGGCAAAAUAGAUUCCAUGCCAGGUUUCAUUUACAGAAACGAUUGGUGUGUCAUUGGGACAUUCUUAUUCUGCCGUGGCACCCGCGGGAGAAUACUUUGGUGUUUGCCCUAUGACUUGCGUUGGAAGGAAGUGAAGGGUUUGAAAGAUCUGAAAAAGUGGGGAUCUGAUAUCACCAAACUCUGCAUCAGCCCUGCUGGGAAGCUUGUUAUCUUCUGGAAACCGCAUCCCCCGAGCAUGGAGCUUCACUCUACCGAGAUCUCUGUUUCCUGUGUGAAACGAAAAAGAAAUAGACAAGAGAUUUGGGGGAAGAUUGAGUGGUCUGGUGCUGUUUUCAAACACGAACCUGUCACAGACUCAUCAUAUAGCUUUGAUGUCUUAUAUGCAAAUUAUGUCUAUACCUGA